AUGUCUCGCCGCGUCUACUUCGAGGACGAGCUUGAGGCCCGCCGUACCAGAGGCGCGGGAGGAAGCCGAGGCCGCAGCCAAAGCGUCGAGCGGUCAAACACCUUUGACGCCGCAACCAUGGCGGGCCGUGACCGCUAUGCCGACUAUGCCGAGAGUGAACUCGACCAACUCCGCCGAGAGAACCAGUACCUCCGCAUCCAAGUACGCGACGCCAAGGACGACCGGUCCUACGUCAAGAAGCUCGAGGCGGAGCGCGAAGAGCUCUUCCGCGAGAACAUCAAGCUCCGCCAGACGAGCGACUACACCUCCGACAACGAGGCCCGCAAAGACGCCAAGCUCCGCAAGAAGAACGCCAAGCUCGAGGCCGAGAUCAACACCCUCAAGGCCCAGCUCGCGAACGCCCGCGACAAGGCGUCCUCGUCCCGCAAGAACUACGAUGACCUGUUGCGCGAGAGCCAGCGCACCGAGAAAGACCUGCUCCGCCGCAUGGAAAUCAUGCGCAACAACAACGCCCUCCUCGAGCGUGAGAUCAGCGACCUCACGCGCGGCAUCUCGGCUGCCACGUCCAACACCACCAGCGGCCUCGAGGAGCGCUUCUACCGCCGCGGCUACUAA
This is a messenger RNA of Dichotomopilus funicola, 615 nucleotides long. RefSeq lists its product as uncharacterized. Lineage: Eukaryota; Fungi; Ascomycota; Sordariomycetes; Sordariales; Chaetomiaceae. The transcript has a single exon. Bases 1 to 615 code for a protein of 204 amino acids. The record is from RefSeq and is a predicted model, not a curated record.